Molecule: messenger RNA, 1068 nt
Organism: Postia placenta MAD-698-R-SB12
Lineage: Eukaryota; Fungi; Basidiomycota; Agaricomycetes; Polyporales; Adustoporiaceae
Exons: 3
Coding region: 1-1068 (355 amino acids)
Biological process (GO): protein dephosphorylation
Molecular function (GO): cation binding; protein serine/threonine phosphatase activity
Source: RefSeq, a predicted model, not a curated record
AUGUCUCUGCCCCCUCACCUCUCCUUCAAGUGCGCCGUGACAGACUCCAAGGGGCCGCGCCGGACCAUGGAAGACGCACAUUCCAUCGUCGUACCCUUCGGCGGAAUUCGCGGUCAGGGAUUCUUCGCCAUUUUCGACGGUCACGCCGGAAAGCAGGCUGCGGAGUGGUGCGGGCAACACUUCGCUACUUGUCUCUUGCGAGCGCUCAGCGAAGACCACCAGGGCAGUGUCCCAGACGUGCUCAACCAGACGUUCCACGACGUUGAUGCUUAUCUGUCCAAGCUAUCUGAAGACUCGGAUGGCAAGAUGCAUUCUGGAUGCACCGCUGUCACCGCAUUCCUGCGCUUAGAAGACAGCGACGGCAAGCAGUCGUUCGUCCCGCCCAGCUUCAACCCCAUCGACGCGGCGCUGGUCCAUGCGCCCUCCCCAGACGGGAACGAGCAGAACAGCGACCAAGAGAAUGUGGACCCAGAGACGUCGAGAAUGAGUGGCGCGGGCCGAAUCAAGCACGCAUUUAAGGCGCUGAGCGAGCGACGGUCACCUACGUCGGAGUCGCAGUCUUCAGACGAGAAGGAAGAGACCUGGACCCCUUCAGCAGACAUCCCGGCUCGGCGCGUGCUUUACUGCGCCAAUGCUGGCGACGCGCGGGGCGUGUUGUGUCGCGGGGGGAAGGCUGUGCGUCUGACGUAUGACCACAAAGGCUCAGAUAAGCAGGAGGCGAAACGCAUUGUAGACGCGGGUGGCUUCGUCAUGAGCGGACGGGUGAACGGUGUGCUGGCCGUGACACGGGCCUUGGGUGACUCGGCUAUGAAGGAGUAUGUCGUGGGCGCGCCAUACACGACCGAGACGGAGUUAAGUGAGGAAGAUGAGUUCCUUAUCCUGGCGUGCGACGGGCUAUGGGACGUCGUUGACGACCAGAAGGCCGUGGACUUUGUGCGCGCGAUUGCGGACCCUAGACAGGCAGCAGAAGACCUGCUCGACUACGCAUACAAAAACUACUCGUCGGACAACGUCACAGUCCUCGUCGUACGGUUCAGGAACCCCUCGGAGCCUCCCCGGUCGCAGUGA